AUGCUCCGUCUAAGCCCCGACCCAAGCUUCCACUUCGAAAUCCUCCGCGCCGUCUCCAUAGCGCCCUACCAAGGCGCCGACGUAGGCGAAGUCCUCACCGCCGCAGCGAGCAUCCAGCCCGGCGACUUCGAGAGCUACUACGCUGCCUUCCGCGCCCUCGCCCUCCGCGUGCGCAGACAGGCCGCCGGCAUCGAUGCCGCCCGGCACCCCGUCUCCGCCAGGAACGCCUACUUCAGGGAGGCCACCUACCUCCGCUCGGCAGAGUUCUUCCUCCACGGCAACUGGGACGACGAGCGCAUCAAGACGACGUGGGACGAGCACAGGGCCGCCUUCGACAAGGCCAUUGCGCUGCUGCCCGUGCCGGGACAGAGAGCCGACCUGCGGGCCGAGGGCUUCCACGUCCCCAUCGUCUUCUACGGCUGCGGACGGCCCGGCCGGCAUCCGACCGUCAUCAUGUGCAACGGCUACGACGGCUCGCAGGAGGAGCUGUACCACGUCGCCGUCGAGGCAGCGCUCUCCCGGGGCAUCAACGUCAUCACGUACGAAGGGCCGGGCCAGCCCACCGUCCGCCGCGAGCAAGGGCUCGGCUUCACCCACCACUGGGAACGCGUCGUCUCCGUCGUCAUCGACUACGCCCUGGCACGAGACGACGUCCAGCUGGACGCCAUCGGCCUCUGGGGGUACUCCCUGGGCGGCUUCCUCGCCGCCCGCGCCGCCGCCAUGGAGCCGCGCUUCGAGCCUCGCAUCGCCGCCGUCAUGGCCAUCGACGGCGUCAGCGACUUUGGCGCAGCGGUACUCAAGAAAUUUCCUCCAGAGCUGCUCGCCCUCUUCAACGCCGGCAACAAGGAGGCCUUUGACCAGGGCGUCGCCUCUGCCGUGUCAAGCCCCAACGCGCCGACCCCUCUGCGCUGGGCCGUUGAUCAGGGGCUGUGGGCGUUCAACACCAAGUCGCCCUUCGAGUGGGCGACCAGGUGCCUCGACUUCAAGCUGGGCGAUGCCGUCCGCCAUAUCGGAGUCCCGUUCUUCGUGGCUGACGCGGAGAAUGACGAUUUGUUGCCUGGGCAGGCAAAGGCGCUUGCGGAUGCGGUUGGAGAGCUGGCGACGUAUCAUUUGUUUUCGGCCGAGGACGGGGCGGGGGAGCACUGCUCCAUUGGCGCGGCUGUGCUUCAGAACCAAGUUGUUUUCGAUUGGUUUCAGGACGUGGUAUCGAAAAAUUAA
Messenger RNA from Trichoderma citrinoviride, 1218 nucleotides. Its product is annotated as alpha/beta-hydrolase. NCBI's taxonomy places the organism in Eukaryota, Fungi, Ascomycota, Sordariomycetes, Hypocreales, Hypocreaceae. The transcript has a single exon. The record is from RefSeq and is a predicted model, not a curated record. The coding region runs from base 1 to 1218 and encodes 405 amino acids.